AUGUUAAAUCAUGAACCGUUUUCCUUCUUCACCCAAUAUUUCACCUCUUUUAUUAACCUAGAAGAUGCCAGGGCGGAUCAUCAGCACGAGGAGAUUAAGAAGCAACUUCGUCUAACAGUAAGUUACCCCUUUUUGAAUGAUUCCUUAUUUCGACAUAGAGCUCAAAGAUAAUAUAGUUUGAAAACAGCUAAUGGAGGCUGGAGAUGGAUUCGGAAGAUUAACCAGCGACUUGUUUCAGCUUUUUGGCCGUCGUGGGAUCUAUUCAGCUGCCUUGAAGAACCUGUACGCUCUCCGAAUUCGAGCUAUAAGGGGUAAUAUUGGAGAUGUGAGGUUGGGCAUCAAGAUCAACCCGUUGGAAGACGCGACCUCUUACUUGGUUAACGAGCAUGAUUACGUAUUCUGCGGAGAUUACGUGGAUAUAAUCAAACUGGUGGUUCCGGUGUUCUCUGGAAUCUCCUUUCAAGUUGAUCAAGACGGACACACCAUGAUUACAAUGUAUGGGUUCUCCAAAGGCUGCCCAACUGAGUCUUAUACGAGAAUUUUAUGCAAUGGUAAGUCUUUUUCUUUCAUUUUUUCGAUUUUAGACAUUCUUAAAUGGAAGUUCAAGAUUAAUCAGAACAGUAUCUGCAGAUUGAUCGCAGAAUUGGCCCCUAAUUUGAAGACGAUUGACUUUACGUCGUGUGAUAAUACUUCAUACUAUCGAGUAGCGGAUGUCCUAGCAACAACUCCAGCCAUGAGUCUGGAUCGAGUCACAGUUCGGCUCCAGGAAGGGUGUAAACCGAGCAUCUUUGACUUUUGUGCCAUCCACAGGGUUAAACAUCUGGAAAUAUGGCCUUGCCCAUGGAAAUUAUUCCUUCUGGAUAAGAUUGAGAUGUAAGUUGAUUAUAUGUCUUUUCAAUGUGUUUAGGUGGGUUUGUUUUUCUGGUUCAACAUCUGAUUUUAUUGUUUCAGGCAUUAUACUGUCUAUUUCUGAUGUUUUACUUUUUCAGACGACGGAAAUUUGAAGUGGAUACCUUCACCAUUUGCCUUUUUGGAUCUCCGGGAAUGGAAACUCGGUUUUAUCAAGUGGAACGGCAUAUUUUAGAUUUAUUAGAACAAACAAUGACCAGGAUCGUCACCAAGAACAUCAAAUUGGCAGUUGAUGUCCCGAGUUCCGGUGUGUUCGUCCGUUUCAGCCCGUCAAUACGGGAGUACGACAGCUUAAUCCAGCGUUUUAUGAGCCCCGGUGUCAAGUACACUUUGGAAAUGAACCGAGUUCUGGACGAUCUCGCUGAAGAUAUAGUGUCAUUGGCAAUUUGUGAGAUUGGGCUUGAAGAUCUGUCAAGUUUGCUCUACAACGGCCCUCCACCCGAGAGAAACUCCUUGCAAUUGGUGAACCGAUCUUCCCUGGUGGCCCAAUUGAGGUGUGAUUUGUAUUCCGACGUCCAGUUGGAGGUGAACUGGAAGAGAAGAACUAGGUCCCUGAAGGACCAGGAACACAUCUCCGUCAAAUUGGGAAGCAGCAACGGUCUCUAA
This is a messenger RNA of Bursaphelenchus xylophilus (pine wood nematode), 1515 nucleotides long. The record is from the annotation of a GenBank genome assembly. NCBI's taxonomy places the organism in Eukaryota, Metazoa, Nematoda, Chromadorea, Rhabditida, Aphelenchoididae.